AUGCUGGAUGCGGAUCAGGAAGCUGUAACUGCCAGAAGACUUGCGGUGGCGUGUGCGGAGGCGGAGCAGCGGUCGUCGGUGGCUAUGCUUCUUGUAGCACUUGUCUACAGUCGUGCUAUGCUGGGUGUGGAUCAGGAAGCUGCAACUGCCAGAAGACCUGCGGUGGCGUCUGCGGAGGCGGAGCAGCGGUCGUUGGUGGCUAUGUAA
Molecule: messenger RNA, 207 nt
Organism: Haemonchus placei
Lineage: Eukaryota; Metazoa; Nematoda; Chromadorea; Rhabditida; Trichostrongylidae
Source: the annotation of a GenBank genome assembly